AUGCUUCAGGAAGUCAAAACGUAUGUGUUUACCGAAAAUACGGUUUCUAAUCAACACUCUUGUAAGGGUGACGAAAAACAACCUGGAGCAGAAAUUCCUAAUGAGCUAGAAUUCGUUGGUUCUGACCUUAUUCGAGAGGCAGAGGCUCGUGCAAAGGCACGCUCAGUAGUAAACGAACAGGCAAAUUGUGCACAAGAAAGAGGCUCUUUUAAGCUAGGGGAAAUGCAGGACACUGACGUCAAGAAACUGACGUCAGGAAUUAAUAACAAAUUCAAAAAUUUUGAAUCAAUUGAUAAGCUUGAACCAACGCGGCCUACUGCUGAUAAUACGAAUCAGACGCAAAAGGAAUUGCUUGAAAGAAGAAUGAGCGAAAGGCCACCAGAAUCUCACACGGUGAGACCACCGUGGUUUACAGAGGAGAAGAAAUCUCAUCGUUCCGCACCCAAUUCAAAGACUAAACCAGGACCUGAACAAAACUGGGGUUUUCAGCGAACGUGUAACCAAAUAGACUUCCCAACAUAUUCUGCCAAGGAGAUGCGAGAUGCUCGACCGAUUGUAGUGGGUUCGAGGCACGAGAAAUGCAGUUGGAUGCCGAGCCUUGCACCGGAUUUCAUUGCUGAGAAACGAAAUGUGGGACGGCCGUUAUCGGACAAACUGCUUCCUAGUGGAGACAGCGCAGCGGGCCGAGCGUCCACCUCAAUUGUCUCCCGUAAUGCGAAUGAUGUCAACAUUCCACCGUACCCGAAAAUAUCGGCUCCCUACGCAAUGGACUAA
Molecule: messenger RNA, 774 nt
Organism: Mesocestoides corti
Lineage: Eukaryota; Metazoa; Platyhelminthes; Cestoda; Cyclophyllidea; Mesocestoididae
Source: the annotation of a GenBank genome assembly